This is a messenger RNA of Pygocentrus nattereri (red-bellied piranha), 834 nucleotides long. RefSeq names its product zinc-binding protein A33-like. NCBI's taxonomy places the organism in Eukaryota, Metazoa, Chordata, Actinopteri, Characiformes, Serrasalmidae. Gene Ontology annotation, molecular function: protein binding. The transcript has 4 exons. Bases 1 to 834 code for a protein of 277 amino acids. The record is from RefSeq and is a predicted model, not a curated record.
AUGGAGGAACGAGAGAAAGCAGCAGAGAGGCAAGCCGAAGAGCUGAUCACAGAGCUGGAACAAGAAGUCAGUGAGCUAAAAAUGAAAUAUGCUCAGCUAGACCGGCUUUCAAGUCCUACAUUCCACCCUUACCAACUGCAGAUUCCUAGCUACCUAAGCAGCAGGAAGCUCCAAACUGAUGUGGGUUUCCACACUCAUAUUUAUUUGGAACCUUUAAGGUUAACGCUGUCUCAACUUCAGGAGGCCUUAGAUGAGAAGAUGAAAGAAAUUGUUUCUGAAGAGCUGAACAUCAUCCGCCAGUAUUCAGUUGAUGUGACUUUAGACCCUGACACAGCCCAUCCUGAACUCCUCUUGACUGAUGAUGGGAAGCAGGUGUGGAAUGGAGGCAAACCACAAAACGUCCCUAACAGUCCAGCCAGGUUUGAUUGGUGUUCCUGUGUCCUCGGAAAGGAGGGGUUCUCUGGAGGAAGAUUGUACUAUGAGGUCCAAGUGAGUGGGAAGACCGAGUGGGAUUUAGGCAUGGCCACUGAGUCUAUAAACAGGAAAGGGAAUGUUGAGUUGGGUCCUGAGAACGGUUCCUGGACUAUAUGGCUGAGGAAUGGUAAUAAGUAUGAUACAAAUGAGAUACCGCCUGUCCAUCUCUCCCUGAAAGAGAAGCCCCAAAAAGUUGGAGUCUUUGUGGAUUAUAUGCAAGGUGUUGUCUCCUUUUAUGAUGUUGAAGCCAAGUACCAUAUUUACUCUUUCACUGGGCAGUUUUUCUCUCAGAGGCUUUACCCAUAUUUCAGUCCUGGUGAAAAUGAAGGGGGCAAAAACUUAGCUCUGCUUAGAUUAUAG